CAGCCACUGCAACUGGAAGCGUAGAGAGAAGAGAGGAGAGGAGCAGCUGCUGGACCGAUGGAGAAGAAGCAGGAAUCUUCUCAUCAGUACGGUUCACUGGAGUGCACUGAAUGGAGCGGGGACACCAAAAAACCAGACGACGACGUGGUGUCGAUGGCGGACUCCACCAUCACCGUGGACGACAUUGAGGGGGAGCUUUUUAAGAUUGACAGGAUCAGAGACGUGCUGGUCAGGAGGGAGUCAGAGCUCAGAUACAUGAUGGAUGACAUUCAGUUGUGCAAGGAGAUCACUCGUCUGAAGAAGGAGCUGCAGAAAUUAGUAUCCAUACCAGAUAAUGACAAGUCCAACGAUGACCGGCAGAAGGAGGAGGAACUCCUGCAGCAGAUCCACAAGCUGGUUGAGACCAGAGAUUUCCUGGUGGAUGAUGUAGAGUUUGAAAGACUCAGGGAAAAAGAAGAAGACAAAGAAAUGGCAGAUUUUCUGAACUCCAAAUUUCCAACAAAUAUGAAGAAGAAAGGUGUACCACCCAGACGGGCGCCGUCCAGAGCUCAGCAGACCUCUUCUCCUUUCGCCAAGACAGGCCUCACCCUGCUCAAGGAGUGCUGUGGCUUCACAUGCUCCAUCAUGUAGACCGGGGUCAAAACGGUGGACUGACAUAGGGGCCAAAAACAAGAAUUGGCCACUCCGAGUUAAUAUUUCCAAUUUCAGCUUUUCAGUCCAAGAUAGACUUUGAAGCAUGGAUGGAGCAAUGCAGCGGAAGUUGAGAAUUCCCAGGCGCAGAGUUAAGGAUGUUGCAAAGAUCAUGUGUUUUAACACUCAAAUUUGUCUCGUGUUAGAUAUGUUUGUCCCUUACAUUAGAUUUUAUUCGUGGUUUUUUUUUACAGCCUGUCCAUGCUCUCUCUCUCUCAUCCCACUUUUGUCUUAAUUCUCCCUCCAAAUUAACAGCAAUCAAUUCAGUUGUGGUAUUUAUUUCUCGUUUCAAGCUGAGAGGACAGGGUUUAAAUGAUAGAAACAGUACAACACAAGGUAGGCAUGUAUGGUGGACAGAUUCAUCGGAAUAAAUCACUGUAACAUGCCUACGACGUCCAUAUUUAAAGGACCUCACUGGGCCUUGACAGCAACCUAACCUCAUUAAAAAAAUAUUGUUUUGCAGGCCAGUCUAGACACAAUGCUGGAACUAUAAAAACAGCAUUCAGGAGAUAACACUAAUGAAACUGACAUUAAACAGGAGCUCUGUUAGGUAUAAUUGCCCGUUAUUUGAGUCUCGAUCUAAAUGGGUACGACCUUUUGAAAGUGGUGGUUUGUGAAGAAUCAAUGGGUGUCUCGUUAUGCUCAAUUCCCCUUUAUUGAUAGUUCACCAAUAUUCAGUUGUUUUUUUUAAAUGAUGCAAAGUAACAUUGAAGAACAUCACACAAUACAACAUGUUUUUAUUGUUUUGCUUAUUCUGAUUUGGCAAUGCUUUAUUUUUUUUCCAACAUAGAUAAGACACUACAGCAUUUAACAGGUAGUACAGCAGUUACAAUUUGAGAGCAAAGGUGUUAUUUAAAGGCGUGUAAUACACACAGGUCCAUGUUAUUGUAUGCUCCUGAGUAACCCAAAGUAUCAGUCACUGAGGCAUACUUUGUUUUGAGUGGAUACUUUAUGUUUCCUAUUUAUUCACGGUCAAGGGCAAAACCCUUCAGUCCGUUUCCACUAUGCUAUUAUGUUAUGUAUUUGUUUCCAUACCAUAUUUUAUCAGUUUCUAUGGCAUGAAUAUUUACCUACAGAAGGUGUAUGAAAGGCUCUUGAAUGGCACUUGCAUUCAUUACGUUGGGCACAGGGAUGCAGUGGCCAAUCAAACUAUGGAGCACAUCUGUGUUGCCAAGAAGAAUAGUUUCCAUAGCAACCUUCUAUACCCCAUUUCUUUACCAUACUGUAAGACAAUGAGGAAGGUUGGAUGGAUCCAAGAGAUGACAACUCAUAGAUGUGACCAAAACAGAUACCCGAGUGCCGUCAUUGCUACCUCAUGAAUGGUAGACCAGUGUUGUAAUUGUAAUGACUUUCGUAUUUUCAUAUGACACAGACCACUUAGGAUUCUACAACAUUGUUUUCCAAAAAUGAGUCUCUGAAUCCCUUUCCCACUCUUAAAGAUAGAGUAACAAUGGUUUCGAAAUUAGGGGAACACAAAGCUGCUUUGCCUUAUAAUGUGGAAGCUAAUUAAAAGCACCUUUAAUCAUUAUAGAUAGUACAGUUUGCUUUGCAAUCCUGUUUAACGAAGCAGUGUUCUUGAUAGUAUAUUCCCAAAUACUCCUUGGGACGGAUACAGCAGUCUCUUUGUUUGCACGAUCUCUUGAUAUUCAGUCUCAACACUGUCAGAGAGGCUUUGGGUCACAUAUCACCCAGCAACCACAUCCAUCGCUGUCAGGGAUGUUCACAGGGGAAUUAUAUGUUAGCCAAUACUGUUGAAAUAACAGCCAUAGUAGGAACACAGAAAUUACCAGGAAAAGUAUUUUUGUUAUAAACUGUAUUUAAGUUCGACGUGAAUGGAUAACCAGAUAACAAAAUGUGUUUCAAAAUGUUUAGUAUUAUACAGUAAAGUAUAUUUAUAACCUCAGAUUUUAAGAAGAAAGUAAUGGCCAGUUAAACAGGAGUUCAAUUAAAGAUAUAAUAUAUUGGACACACAUUAGGGGUAUUCAAACAGCACUUAGCCUGUUAGCUAUGAGCUAAGAAUAAUACAGUCUGAAAAAUCCUGGAACCUGAAGCAAAGCAAUGAGUUCAUACGGAAAUGAAUAAUGGCUUUUCAUAUCUGUUCUCAUGGUUGAACUGCACAUGGAAUACAUACUGCAUAUCUCUUUUAUCUGACAAAGACCUUCAUCUUAUGAGUAAUUGUUUUUAUUGUGGGAAUGUGUGACAUCUUUCUGUUCAUCAAUGUUCACAUUUAGAUGUAAAACCAGCUGUUCACACCAAUUGAUGGUUGAGUGACAUCCCCUAACUGCGCUCUGCAUGAGUCAACAGCAGAUUCAAUAAUUAUUUGAGACGUGGAGCAGAGUGUUCAGCCUCUUAGGGGAGACGAAGGGGCACAGGAGAGAAAUAGAGAGAGGGAGAAUGACAUACUGUAAGAAGAAAGGCAGAAGUGGCCGAAGGUAGUUGAGAUUAAGAAAAAGAGAGAGCCUGACAGACCGCAAGAGCAAGGGGAAGGGCUCGAAGUUAGGGGGUUUUGAUCUUCAGUGUGAGUCAUCCUUAGUGUGAACACUGUGAGUUCCCACAAGGGCAGCUUGCAGUAAACCGACUUGUAAAGGUCAUGGUUGUCACUCAAAAACCAUACUCCUGUACCGCCCUGCACAGCUCUGUGUGUAGAAGAGGAGAUAGCACAGUGUGUUUGUACAUGUGUGUGAGAAAUUAAUAAAUGCAAAAGGAAAUACGUGAGUCUGCGCUUACCUUUGCUUGUUUGCAUGCGUAGUAACAGGAGGGUUAUAAUGAGAGGUGUAAUAGCUGUAAUUGCUUUGUAACUAUGGUUACUGUGACAUGGUUACUUUCACUUCUUGUUUUGUUUAGUCGGGCCAUGAAUUAACCUCCGCUGGAUUCUGAUGCGAAGCUGAAUGUCUUAUAAAACUGCGAGGGAGCAAUUAUAAGAGCCUGUUCUAUAUAGUUCAGGGGUUAGGGUUCUUAUGUUCUCAGUCUGCAAAAGUAAUAAAUGAAAUCUCAUCUCAAGAUUCAGUCUCAUUAAUACAAAUUUUAGGUGACAAAUGUUUGGCUAUGAAUUAUCACAGAGACAUUUUGACCGCUCUUAAGAUGAAUCGUAAUGACCCUGUCUUUUCCAAACGCUCCACCAAGAGGGUGGCAUUUGGGAUUUUGAAUGAAAUAUCCCUAUAACUGCUGAACGAUUGAUAUGACAUACAUGUUUCCCUCUGAAUCCAACGUGUAGGAUUAAGGAGUAUUUAUUUGCAAAAGUGUUAAAUAAUAUAUGUAGGUUUUCUUCUGUUUUACCACCUUAUACAUAUAAUUGUUGUGUUUGUGUUAGCCCUUCAUAAGGUCAUUGUAGUUCUUGGAAAAGGAGUUGGUUGCAAUCUGCAAAUUCCCAUCUAAAUUCCUUAAAUCUUACAUACUCAGAUGUGAUUUGUGUUUGGUGCUAAUUAGCAAAUGGUUGUAUGUUAAAAUAAGAUGGUUAACAUAGUAAACAUUUAACAGCAGCACUGCAUCAGCAUGUUCACACUGUAGCCUCAUGCUACAGUUAAAUUAAAACGGCAAGUACGCCUCUGUGUGUGUCCAGAUCCCUUGUUAGAGUAAUAUCUCCCACAUGCCCUUUUUAAAGCAGCUUCAAUGCAGGGUAAACACAGAUGGAAUUGAUACAAUUAAUUAGAAUCCUAUUCUGUUUAGUGUCUAUUACAGUGAGCCCUUAUGCACAAGGCUAUUAAUGUUAUUGGUUACACCUGUGUUUACCCUUCAAUCAUAUGUCAUAAUGCCCGCUGCAAAAGAGGUGUAGUUUGGAAAUAGUUCAUUUCCUGCUGAGAGUGACAUGAGAAGCUGCUCAAUAAAGCACAAAGAUGCGAUGCAGGGGAAACAGCCUGGCUCUUUGUUCAGAAAUACGCCCAUACUAACACCUCUAAAGCUUACUAAUUAACAUGUCAGUUAGCUGCUGGUUGCCUGGCAACCUUGUGGUGAUUAUAAGACUCUAACAUGCCUUACACAUGGAUGUAUUAAGAGGGCUGGAUAGGUCUUAAGGUGCCCCAGUGGUGGUGUAAAGACCAAAUCCCCCCAAGAGCCUUUUUCCCAAAAUCUGUAAAACUGAAAAUGCAACAAGGUCAAUACUUUUUUCUUUUCAGUUUUCAAUCCAUGGAGGUUUUAUAUUAUGAACCUAUACUCUAUAAUAUACUAGCCUCAGCACAUUUUCUACUCAAUUUGUCUUAAUCACUGAUAUUGAAGCUCAUGUUUGGCAACGGCCAGGGGGUCUUGGUCAGUUUAUCUGUGAUGUUGAACUUGACUGACACCAAUGUUAUGGUAAGAGGGGAUUUCCUUACUGGAUACAAUGGGAGGAAGCUGUAUUCCCAUUCAUGAAGACACUUGCUGAAUCCAAAUGUGUAACUCGGUCCUCGGACUGUAGUUUUAUGCAAUCUGGCAUUGACUGAAAUGCUCAGUAUGUCUGUGUGACUGUAAAAGGAAGUAGAAGGGUAAGACUAAAUUAAACUGGCAAUGCCUUGUAAGGAAUGUACUUAUUUUAUGUCAUAAUUUAUAGUAUAGAUAGGACGGGGUGUUCUUUUACGUACUGCAGAUAAUAUGCCACCAUUUCAUCUCUUUGAGCUGUUGAAGCUGAUAUCUAGAUCACCCACAGUCAUUCAAUGGACACGGCCUGAGAGCAGAUUCCAUAAAUAUUGACAUGCGAAAAUGAUGGACAACCUUGAAGUAACUUAACAAAUGUGUUCAUGUAUCUCCAGAAACAUCCACAUUAGAGUUUGAUUUGUGAUGGGAUGAGGUCCAUCAACCUCAGAAUUAACCAACCAUGCAAACAAUAAAUAUUACUUUUUGUUCCACACCAGGAGACCAGCAUAUUUCCAACAGAUUUCAUCAAAACAAAGAGCAAAUGCAUUUCGUAUGUUCUUUCAUCAGAACCACUUCAAAGCGAGUCUGAUGAAACUUGGUAUAGCAAGCGUCUAUCUUAAUAUCCUGGGGUGUUCGGGAUCUUUGAUUUAUUUUGGGUUUACACAGCUGGCACCCGAGAGAGAAGAACAGCUGUACAUGGGGUAUAUUUAGUUUUUUGUAGAUAACUAUUCAUUUAAUAUUCUUCUUUCUUUUUCUUAUUUUUGGCUUUUUAUUUGGAGCUUUGGUCCCUACCUGAUCCCAUGCUUUUUCCACUUCUGAAGACAAUAUAUGAUGCAUUUUUUGGACUAAACUAGAUUGAUGUGGAUAUUAUGUAAAUGUCAUUAUUACGCAGUGUUUUAUGUGCUGCCAUAACAUUGCAACAUUGAUUUAAUUAUCAUGAAUUGUUUAACUAACUUCUGUUUCUAUUCUUUUGUACACCCAAUACCGGAAGACUAAAUAACAGAAAUACCUUACUGUAAAAUAUAAAACAAUUGAAUGUGUCAGAUUGCAUUAGAUUUAGUUGUGCUUAAAAAAUAGCCACUGAGUGUAUAUUAUCCUUGCUGCAUAAUAUGAGAGCAGUUUCUCAGAAAUGUGUCCAAAGCAGAAACAUGUAUUUUUUUCCAGACCUGCAAGAGUAGCGAUGAGGCAAUUUGUAUGGGGUGUCAGGCCGUUGCUAAGAGGGAACACUCUUCAUGUUGAUCUCAUAAAGGUCGAUCUGCUCUGAGGCGCUUCCUGUAAAAGUUCUUUGAUCCGUGCAGGACCAGGACUCUGUGUCCUGUCCAAUUAACAAUCCCCUGACAUCCACACACUGGGGAUACCAGCUGCUGGUGUGCAAGCAGCUGGAGCCUGCCCACUUUCUAUUCUCUCAUGUGCACAACCAUAGCGAUGAGUUGUACUGGAUAAUCACCGUGCAUAACAGUUGAUGAUGAUUAUGAUGACACAUAAUAAAAGUAAUUUGAUACACUUUCCACAUUCUGUCCAACCACCCUCUGUCAUUUAAAUAGUCAAGCUGUUUAUUUUGUCCUCAGUCCAGAGGUUUCUAAAUAAUAGAAACGCUCAAUAUCGCAGCAACUGGUAAUGAUAGCGUGGGCAGUCCCCUUUACUUGGAACAUUGCAGUUAUCCAUUAACUCUCUCAUAAAGUCACCAAGGCAGGAAACAAAGCUGAUUUCCUCUCUUUCAAAAAAAGCAACUGUGACUCAUGCCACAGUCAAUCCUCCCUGCACAUUUUCUCUCUCUGCUUUCAUUCCUCCCUCCCACAAAAUGUGACAUCAAAACAGUCUCCCCCCAUCUCUAUCAAAAUAAUCAAAUGAUUACAAUGGAUCAGGUUGCCAUGUCCGUCUUCUGUUUAUCUCCCUCUCAAUAUGAUGCAGAGAUGCCAUGCAAAUGUGUGUUUGCUCAGAUAAAUGCCAUAGUAGCAGUGACAGCGUGUGAUCAGGGUUAGGGUUGAGUAUGACCAAGAGACUUAUCCUUAGAAAAAUCUUUCUCUCUUCUCUGUCUGGUUUAUUUAUUUCGUUCUCAGAGUUUCUUUUUAGAGAUUCUUUAUUAAAUGUUAUUGCUCAACAGAUAAAAGGAAAUGUGACUUCUGUGUUUAACCCUGUCAUGCAUAGUUUGCUCGUGAAAGA
Messenger RNA from Eleginops maclovinus (Patagonian blennie), 7179 nucleotides. Its product is annotated as bMERB domain-containing protein 1-like. The record is from RefSeq and is a predicted model, not a curated record. The transcript is spliced from 6 exons. Bases 58 to 630 code for a protein of 190 amino acids. Lineage: Eukaryota; Metazoa; Chordata; Actinopteri; Perciformes; Eleginopidae.